Molecule: messenger RNA, 2572 nt
Organism: Elaeis guineensis (African oil palm)
Lineage: Eukaryota; Viridiplantae; Streptophyta; Magnoliopsida; Arecales; Arecaceae
Product: MLO-like protein 2
Biological process (GO): defense response
Cellular component (GO): membrane
Source: RefSeq, a predicted model, not a curated record
UGAAAUGAGAGUCCUCCCUAUCAAAUAGUUAAAAUGGGAGUCACCAUUCCAAUUUCAAUUCUAAACUUUCACUCUCUCAAACCAAACAAAUUUAGAGUGUGAUCUCGGUCGUAAAUCGAUCUCCUUCUGCCUUGUUCGGUAGCGUCUCUCCAAACGGAUCCGACACCUGACGUACGUUCCACGAACGACAGUCCAAGCAAAGAAAAUUCCACGGUCAAUACUCUCCUAAAGUCCUCACUCCUACUUAUAGUUGGGCUUCCUUUGGUUUCAUUUCAGAAGCCUAUUACUUGUAUCCUUUGAAGGUGCAGUACGAGUAUGGGUGCAGGAGAAGGUGGGCGAAAUCUAGAGGAAACAUCGACGUGGGCAAUCGCGACGAUAUGCGCUGUUCUCGUAGUCAUCUCCAUUAUCAUUGAACAUGGCAUCCACCUCUCAUCCAAGUGGUUAGAAAAACAUCACAACAAGGCUCUCCGUGAAGCCUUGGAAAAGGUCAAAUCUGAACUGAUGCUGCUUGGCUUCGUAUCACUGCUCCUCACAGUUGGGCAAGGCAUCAUCACUGAGAUAUGCGUGCCCAAGAGUGUUGCCGAUUCAUGGCACCCUUGCAAGAAGGAAGUCCAUGAUGAUGGUGGCUCCAAGAGCCAUGAAUCCGGCAAAAGUCAUGCCGGCCGGAGGCUUCUGCAUGAUUCAGACUCCAUGGCCAGUUUCCGACGAGUUUUAAGCGGUGGAGUGGAGCCGGACAAAUGUGCGAGCCAUAACAAGGUUCCAUUCAUUUCUGCCGAUGGCCUCCACCAGCUCCACAUAUUUAUCUUCGUUCUAGCAGUGUUCCAUUUGCUCUACUGCAUAACCACUAUGGCCUUGGGCAGUUUAAAGAUGAGACGCUGGAAAUCAUGGGAGCUUGAGACGAGGACAGCAGAAUACCAGUUUUCGCAUGAUCCUGACAGAUUUCGAUUGGCGAGAGACACUUCAUUCGGUCACCGUCACCUGAACUUCUGGAGCAAGUCGCCCAUUCUCACCUGGAUUGUGUGUUUCUUUAGACAAUUUGUGGGAUCAGUUCAAAAAGUUGAUUAUCUGACAUUACGACAUGGCUUUAUCAUGGCACAUUUAGCUCCACAAAGCUCAAGCAAAUUUGACUUUCGAAAUUACAUAAAGAGAUCGCUGGAGGAAGACAUGAAAGCUGUGGUAGGGAUCAGCCCCCCACUAUGGUCCUUUGCAGUACUCUUCCUGCUAUUUAACACUCAUGGCUGGCACUCCUAUCAAUGGCAUCCAUUUAUCCCCUUAAUUAUUAUACUACUUGUAGGAACAAAGCUUCAGGUGAUAAUAAUAAAGAUGGCCUCACAAAUCACAGAGCGAGGAGAUGUUGUUAAGGGAGUGCCAGUUGUUCAUCCCACAGAUGAUCUCUUCUGGUUCAAAUGUCCUCGGUUUAUGCUGUACCUCAUCCACUUUGUCCUCUUCCAGAAUGCCUUUCAGCUUGCCUUUUUUGCAUGGAGCUGGUAUGAAUUUGGGUUUCCUUCAUGCUUCCACCAGCGUGUAGACGACAUCAUCAUCAGAUUUUCCAUGGGUGUCCUUAUACAGGUUCUAUGUAGCUAUGUUACACUUCCCCUCUAUGCAUUGGUGACACAGAUGGGUUCCAACAUGAGGCCUACGAUAUUCAGUGAUAGAGUUGCAACUGCCCUAAGAAAAUGGCAUCACACAGCCAGGAACCACUUGAAAGAGAAUACACAGUUUGGGCGCACAACCCCAUUGUCCACAAGUACACCUAACACCCCAACUAGUGGGUCAUCUCGGGCAAAACUGUUGCGGCACCUUCAAAAGCUAGAUAGUUUCCAAGGUUCCUCAAGUCGCUGCAGUUUUAGUAAAGAAUAUUUUAACAUUGAAAGGUCACCGUUUCCAUCCUACCACACAAUCAAUGAUUUUUCUCAACAACAAAAGAUCAGGCCACAACAAGAAGUACCCUCGCCAUCCAACCACACAAUAAAUGGCUUAUCUUCUCAACAACAAAAGAUCAGACCACAACAAGAAGUCCGAGGAGUGGAAAGAGAAAUGCAAGAGUUGGGUGGUUCUGCACAGUUGCCACCCCUAGAGGACAGCAACCAUCAACAUAGAAUUGAAAUUUCUCCUGAUAUCAUCUUUGAUAGAAGAGAGGAAUGAUCAGUUGGAUGCUCCAAACUGGUUUUCACGAUAGCGUCGCUUCCCCAGUAAGGAGGUUCUUGAAGCCCUGAGUAACUGAGUCAUUAGUAUCAGUCUCACAAGUUCGGCCAAAGGCCAGCUGAUGAGGUUAAACAGUUCUGCCAGUUUGCAGUUUUGUUUCUUUAUAAAGUUUUGUAAAUAUCCAAACUUAUCAUGAUCAUCGCAUAUCACGUUAACCAUCAAGUUGAACCACAAAUGCUAUAUUGUCAGAUAAGAAAGAAGGUAAGAAGAGAAGAAAAGGAAAUGACAGGAUCUGAUAACUGGUGUUAUUAUGAGGAAUUUCUCUGGCUUGUGGUUUGUUACAAGGUGGAAGUCCCUUGAGAAAUUAUGCAAUCCACUUAUUCACAAACCAAAGAAGCAUCCUUGAUAGCCUGAUGCUGUAAUUUUU